Myxocyprinus asiaticus (Chinese sucker) is the source of this 3699-nucleotide messenger RNA. It is a transcript of the gene sall1b, whose product is annotated as spalt-like transcription factor 1b. The transcript is spliced from 5 exons. The record is from RefSeq and is a predicted model, not a curated record. Gene Ontology annotation, cellular component: nucleus. Lineage: Eukaryota; Metazoa; Chordata; Actinopteri; Cypriniformes; Catostomidae. The coding region runs from base 1 to 3699 and encodes 1232 amino acids. Gene Ontology annotation, biological process: regulation of transcription by RNA polymerase II. Gene Ontology annotation, molecular function: DNA-binding transcription factor activity, RNA polymerase II-specific; RNA polymerase II cis-regulatory region sequence-specific DNA binding.
AUGUCCCGGAGGAAACAGGCAAAGCCACAGCACAUCCACGUGGACGCGCAUCUCAUCGAUCAUCCAGUGGAGAACAUCCCCACCCCAAUAUAUGAUGCCCAUAUCUGUGAACAAUGUUGCGCUGAAUUUUCCAAUAUAACAGACCUCCACCAACACCAGAAAGACUGUUCAAUAGAUCAGUUAGUUCUAGAAAAAUUUGAUAAUGGAAGCCCAGACUCUUCACCUUCCAUGCACACUUUAUGUUCUUCAAUUUUUAAUUUUGAGGAGCAAGUGAAUGGUGCUAACAAUACAGUGGAACUUUGUGACUUUUCUAAUGAUGGAACGUCAGAAGGAACUGAUGCAGCUCCACACAUAUAUGAAAACAGCAAUUAUGACAUUGCCAAAAAUUUGCAUUUACAUCAUGAUAAUGGCAACGAUGAUGCUGAUGACUUUAGCUCACCAUACUCAACUCUCCUACCUCAAGAGGUUUACUUACUUGAGUUGUGUAAAUUAUCAGUGACCAAUAGCAAUGUCUUCAUUGAGAACCUAGAAAACACCAAGGUUGCUGUCGCUCAGUUAUCACAGGAAGCUAGUUUGAGUCUAAAGACAAGCUGCAAGAACAUUAACGACAACAAAAUGGCUGCUUGUAGUCUGAUUGAGCAGCUGUUAGCUCUGCAGCAACAGCAGAUGCAGCAGCUAAAACUAAUUGAAGAAAUUAGACAUCAGAUAAUGCUAUUAACCGCUCAAAAUUCUGAUACACCUUUUGCCACAAACACCUGUGGAAGUCUAUCAGGAAUGUCUCAAACCAGUUCCCUGAUAAAACUCAGCUCAAACCUCUCUGAACAGCUUGCAGCAGCCGCUGGGCUAGCUGAAAACCUAGGAAGCCAAUCUGCUAAUAUUGGCUAUGCUAAAGAGUCUAAACGUGUUAUUUCACAGACCAACCAAGAUGGCUCAAGGAGUGAUACAGGAAGUUCACAAAUGACUGAUAAAAAUGGAGAUAACCCAUUGUCAUCAAAAGAUGGUAGUGAUCUAUGUAGUAACCAAUCUUUGCAUGGUAACACAGCCAGUGAGAAGGUUUCUGGAACAACUAAUUUAAAAGCAACUUCAACAUCUCCUGCUUCGUUUACAGAUGGGAUUUUAAACAAACUUGAAUUGCCUCAUAAACAGAAUGGCAUUAAUGUAUGUGCAAACUCCUUGCCUAGUAUUGGGGCAAUUGUUGAGGACUUGAAUGCUUUGACUACAUUAGCCCAGCAGAGGAAAGGCAAAUCACUCAAUGUGACUUUAUUUGAACACAAGAAGCCAUCUGAAGAUUGUAUAUUCAAGCACAAAUGCAAGUUCUGUGCAAAAGUAUUUGGAAGUGAUAGUGCUUUGCAGAUACACUUGCGGUCUCACACUGGAGAGAGACCUUAUAAAUGCAACAUAUGUGGAAAUCGAUUUUCCACACGUGGAAAUCUCAAAGUCCACUUCCAGCGUCACAAGGAGAAGUAUCCUAACAUUCAAAUGAAUCCUUAUCCAGUUCCAGAGCACUUAGACAAUGUCCCAACCAGCACAGGUAUUCCAUAUGGUAUGUCUCUGCCCCUUGAGAAGCAUGGCCCUAACUGGCUGGAUAACAAACCUUUAGUGGGUAAAUCUCUUGACUUUAUGCUUCCAACAUCUUUGCCAAGUCUUGCCCCCAUCAUUAAAAAAGAGAAGGAUGGGGUAUCAAUAACCAAAUGUCAUGGUCCUGUUGUCAGUGAGGUAUGUGGGAGAAAUAAUGGGCAUAAAGAGGGAUUUCGAAGUAGCCCUCUUCUAAUUUCAUCUGAGAAACUUCGAGAGGUUACACAAGCCUUGAGUGUUGCUACCUUUGUCAGCUCCUCAAAGGAAUGUUCAAGAGAACAUGUUAUUUCUAACACCUCGGUCAAUUCAAGCUUAAGUCAGCUAAAAUUGGAGCAGCUUGAAAAUAAAUUUCUUUUGGGGGGUCCUCCAAAUCCUACAGGAGCCUCAGAGACUUCAAAGCUGGAGCAGUUGGUGGAGAACAUAGAUAAGAAGCCCUUUGAUCCCAAUGAGUGUAUCAUCUGCCACCGGGUUCUUAGCUGCCAAAGUGCACUUAAAAUGCACUACCGUACCCAUACCGGAGAAAGGCCAUUCAAAUGUAGAGUGUGUGGACGGGCUUUCACAACCAAAGGCAAUCUCAAGACACACUUCAGUAUUCAUCGUUCCAUGCCACCCCUUAAAAUACAGCAUUCAUGCCCAAUAUGCCAAGAAAAGUUCACAAAUGCAGUGGUUCUACAGCAGCAUAUCCACAUGCACAUGGGUGGUCACAUUCCUAAUGUCCCACUGCAUGAUACCAGCUACACAGAGCCCAUGGACCAGGACACUGAACAGGUAGAAGGGAGUAACAUGGAUCUGGGUAACUUCUCCAAUAAAAACAUGGAGUUUAUGGAAGGUGUAUCGGAUCCUAAGUGCUCGUACUCAUUACCAGACAGUUUAUCAUCUUCUUCUGAAUUUGCCAGAGCAACUAAAUCAGAAAGUCAGAUAACCAUUUCACAUGUGGAUUACCUGUCAGACAGUGGGUUAAAAAAUAUGGAAAAUGGAUCAAUGGAUGGAGACUACUUAACCUGUAGAUCAUCUUCACUAAACGGGAACCUUGACAGUCAAAGGAGAAGAAUUUUAGUCUACACUGAGACUGCAUCCUCUUGGGAACCCUCCUCUUCCAAUGGCUCUAUAUCUGCUGAACCAAAUUGCUCAAGUCUUUCACCGCCUAAUAUCACAGGGUCCAAGCUACUAGAUGGAACAUCUGAAGAUGUCCCAAAAGUUAGCAUGACCAUGAUUUUACCCUUCCAUGAGCGAGGAUCCCUGAAAACCAAUGUUUGUGAUAUCUGCAACAAGACAUUUGCUUGUCAAAGUGCUUUGGAUAUUCACUAUCGAAGUCACACCAAAGAACGGCCAUUCAUUUGCACUGCAUGCAACCGAGGGUUCUCGACUAAAGGUAACCUUAAACAGCACAUGCUCACCCACCAGAUGCGAGACUUACCUUCACAGUUGUUUGAACCAGCAAAUCAGGUCCUGAUUUUUCCCCCAAACCAGUUUCUAGCCACCACGGAACCAUUUAUUACCUCAAAACGAAUCAGACACAAUGGGAUCAUUAAAAAAGAUCUUAAAGACUCUGCAGCAAGUAUGGGUAGUUCUUCAGCUUCCACAUUACUCACUUUCUCUACACCAACAUUAUCAGUAGCACCACUUCGACGAACAGCUAAACAGCACUUCUGCCAUACCUGUGGGAAGACCUUCUCUUCUUCAAGUGCACUUCAAAUUCAUGAGAGAACCCACACUGGUGAGAAACCCUUCGCCUGCAACAUAUGUGGACGUGCAUUUACCACGAAAGGGAAUUUGAAGGUUCAUAUGGGAACCCACAUGUGGAGCAGUUCUCCGGCCAGGCGAGGUCGCAGGCUUUCUGUUGAUGGUUCUUUAGUUGAAUCCAACCAUGAGAGAUCUCACUGCCCUAAAGACACUACCCUGAAAGAUGUUGUGGGCAGAGUAAGUAAUGGGGACUCCAUAGGCAUCUGGAGUCAGUAUGCCUCUCUCACUAGUGGUUUGGCUAUGAGAACAAAUGACAUACCAUUAAUUAAAAAUGGUGGCAUACCUCACCUGUCGAUUUCUGCUGGUUGGCUUGAGAAGUUCAGCAAAACUUUUCAUUUCCGGCCAUUGGUUGAGGACAAAAAAACAGCAUUGACAGAUUGA